Molecule: messenger RNA, 1792 nt
Organism: Tetranychus urticae (two-spotted spider mite)
Lineage: Eukaryota; Metazoa; Arthropoda; Arachnida; Trombidiformes; Tetranychidae
Product: lysosomal acid glucosylceramidase
Biological process (GO): glucosylceramide catabolic process
Molecular function (GO): glucosylceramidase activity
Source: RefSeq, a predicted model, not a curated record
GUAAAAAGAAUAGCUUUUUGUUCCAUUGGCAAAGUAUUACAAGCAGCUUCCAGUUAUGAUCCUUUUAACUUUGUUUAACCUUUUUCUUCUUCUUCAUGUCUCUAAAGCGACAGACUGUGUUAAGCGCACCUAUUCAGGUGACACUUUCGUUUGUGUCUGUGAUGCCAAGCAAUGUGACACUUUGAAUGUUGAGGACAAAAUUGAGCCAAAUGUGGUUCACAUUUACGACACUGACCAAAAGUCAUCUCGUCUUGAGAAAAGUGAAACUCCAGUCGACAGUAUAAAGGCUAAAUCUUACAGUUCCAAUCAGUUUGUCCUUAAUGUUGACACUAGCGAUUUGAAGCAAAAAAUUCUUGGCUUCGGUGGUUGCUUUACGGAUGGAGCAGUUAUUAACAUCAACACUCUUUCAGAAGAUCUGGUCAAACAGUUUAUGAAUGACUAUUUCAGCAAAACUGGUCUACAAUACAACAUUGGACGAGUUCCUAUCGGAGGUUCAGAUUCAUCAGUUCGAGCCUACUCUCUGGAUGACACAGAAUUUGACUUUGAUCUGUCACAUUUUGCUCUCGCAGAGGAAGACACUAAAUACAGGUUGCCCAUGUUGAAGUUGGCUCAGCAAAUUAAUCCGGAAUUCCGAGCCUUCGGUUCUGCUUGGUCAGCACCAGCCUGGAUGAAAGUAAAUCACGCAUUGAAUGGAGCCGGUGGCUUGAUUUGGACUCCUGGGGAUGUUUAUUAUAAACUGUGGGCCAAAUAUUAUGUAAAAUAUUUGAAUGCCUAUCUGAAUGAAGGAUUCAAAUUCUGGGGAUUGACCACUGAAAAUGAGCCUGCCGAAGGUUUCAGACAAGGUUAUGCCUGGAAUGCCUUGGCAAUGACUCCUGAAGAGAUAAGAGACUUUGUGAAACUUGACCUGGGUCCAGCUCUUGUUGCUGCUGGUUGGGGUAAAGAAAACCUCACUUUGAUGAUCAACGAUGACAACACCAAUGAUAUUGAAAGUUACUCUUCAGUUUUGUUGAAUGAUGCUGAAGCUGCAAAAUACGUUUCCGGUAUCGCAUAUCAUUGGUACUCUCGAAACUAUCCAUCUUCAUACCAAAUCUUAUCCAAAGUUCAUGAUCAAUAUCCAAACUACUUUUUAUUUUCCUCUGAAGCGGGUGAAUUCGGUGUUGCUUCACAAUUUUUAGGAACUUGGAAUCGAGCUGAAGAUUAUGCCAUUGAUAUAUUAGAAGGUCUUCAGCAUUGGUCAACUGGUUGGACUGACUGGGCUUUAGCAGUGAACACUGCUGGUGGACCAAAUUGGGCUAAGAACUGGGUGGACGCAACCAUUGUUAUAAACGCAACAGCACAAGAGUAUUACAAGAACCCAAUGUACUACGUAUUAGCCCAUUUCACCAAAUUUUUGCCCAUUGGAUCAACUCGAGUUGGUUGCAGUGUUGAAAAUGCACCGGCCAAUGUUCACACCACUUCAUUCAUUACACCAGACAAUAAACUGGUCCUGAUCCUCAUCAACACAAAUAAUGAUCAUGUUGAUCUGACAAUCAAUGGCUUUGCUAAAGUUGCAGUUGCUACGACGCUCAAGCCUCGAUCCAUCCGUAACAUGGUUAUUGCUUUGUAACAUUUAUUCAAUAAAAUUGUUUAAGCAUCAAAGGAGAAUGUAGAUUGCUAUAAGUGACAAUUAUCCUUCUGUCAAAACAAAUUACAAGUUUUAGCCGUAAUUUUAUUAUAAUAUCCUUUACUUUGUCAGUAAAAGCACUACAUUGCAGCAAAUUGAUAGCAAAUAAAUCAAACAAUGAAACAUAAA